Molecule: messenger RNA, 1464 nt
Organism: Eruca vesicaria subsp. sativa (arugula)
Lineage: Eukaryota; Viridiplantae; Streptophyta; Magnoliopsida; Brassicales; Brassicaceae
Source: the annotation of a GenBank genome assembly
AUGGACCCGUCUCGCGUCAACAACACAAACGGCGAAAGCAACGGACGUGAAACCACGGAGGAGAAUCAAACUCCGGCGAAUCGACGAGGUGCGUCUCAGCAGCCGCAACCUUCUCAGCCUCAACCCAUCACUCCGCGUUCUAUAUUCGCGAGUGCUGCUGCUGCUGAGCUGAAAGCCCUAGAAUCCUCUUUUGGUUCUCUCUCCUUUUCCGGUUCAAGAAGUGUUCCUCACCAGAAUCAGUUUCUUGCUAACCGUUGGACCAAUGGAUCCUCUUCCUCCUCGUCGCCACUCAACGGCGGCGCUGGUGAUGUGCAUCACUCUUCAGGGCCAUCGGGUUUCAAUUACUAUUAUGAACAGGAUUUUGCUUAUGAAGGGCCAUUGGUUUACCAAAACGGAAACGGAACCUACUCAAAAUAUUCUCAUUGGGCUUCCGACAAUAAUGGGUUUGGUUCGGUUAUGAGCAACAGUUCUUGGAGGAGGAACCAAGGCUCCUUGAACAAUUCUCAUUCUUUUGGAAACCCUAGAAUGAGAUCGAUUGCUUCUCUUGCUAAAGACCAGGGUUCGAGUGUUGAUGUGCAGAGGAAGAUCUCUGAGGGUUCCAAGGAGACGAUUGAUUUGAUUUUCGAGGGUGUAAUCUUUCACUUCUGUGAGUUGAUGGUUGACCCUUAUGGUCAUAAAGUUCUCAGUGAUCUUAUGGUGAGAUGCAGCUCUGAACAGAUCUCUCGGAUUGUUGAUCUCAUCACUCAGCGACAGUUUCGUUUUGUUAACAUUUGCACUGAUCCUGUCGGAGCAAUUUCGGUUAAGUCGCUGUUGAGGUGUCUUCAAUCUGAGGAACAAAUCUUGCGGGUCGUGAGAGCUGUCAGCUUGGGAGCAAUUGCACUUACAAAGAGCAGCAAUGCACUUGUGAUUCUCCAAUGCUUCAAGCAGUUUCAUCCCUCGCAUACUACGGAUCUUCUAGCGGUUAUCGCUGAAAACUGUUACGCGAUAGCAACUGAUGAAUAUGGCUGCCGAAUGCUUCAGCAAUGUCUCGACACUGGUUGUAACGUUGUAAAACAACGAUUGAUUCAGGAGAUAAUCGCUAACGCGUUGAGACUCUGCGUUAACUCCUACGGAAACUACGUGGUGCAGUAUCUAGUGGAGCUCGGUGAUCCAAAUGUAACAAUUCCUCUCAUAAGACAGCUGCUAGGGAGCUACUCCUUGCUCGCCCGUAACAAAUUUGCAAGUCAUGUUGUGCAAAAGUUCUUGAAAAUAGAGUAUAUCGACCCUAGCUUGAUCGUGGUCGACUUGCUUAGAGAUAUUGAUACACUUCUUCUUGACCCGUUUGGAAACUAUGUCAUUCAAACGGCAUGGAUGGUCUGUAAGGACGAUUUGCGCAUGAUCUUGAUGGGGCAUAUUAAUCGUAAUAAACGAUUGAUGAGGUGCAACAUGUAUGGGAACAAGGUUCUGGAGAGACUCAAUCUCUAG